Messenger RNA from Cuscuta campestris, 949 nucleotides. NCBI's taxonomy places the organism in Eukaryota, Viridiplantae, Streptophyta, Magnoliopsida, Solanales, Convolvulaceae. The record is from the annotation of a GenBank genome assembly.
GUUGCAUGCUUCCGGAUUUUGAGCUCGGUGAAUUAGGCGGCUGUUUCGCACUUCCCAACAUUAGAAGGAAGAGAUAGGAAGCCUACAGAGUUUACACCCGGAGAGGGAUCUAUACCGCAUAGACGACGUAGUGUACGGAUUGCUAUGGCCGCUGAGGAAGCUUUGCGGGGUUCAGAACAAGCAGUGACAGAUGAAGAUGCCCUCGAUGAAAUUCCGCUUAGUAAAAGGAUGGAGAAGGUCCAGUAGUAGCGCGGUGAAAUGCGGAGAUGAUGUCGAGAUGCAUUUUGACGCAGGGGGGCCAUCGUUUGAUCUUCUUACACCAAUGCCGAAAGGAGAUCCCGUUGGUGAUGACAAUCCAACUCCCAACAGCGGUAAUGUGUCGGUGACAAAGGCGUUUGAUGCUGAAAAGCAGAGCAAAUUUCUUGAUAUUCCCUACAUUGAGACGCAGUAUGAUCCUCGGGAACUCGAGCAUAUCGAUAAGGAAACUGGGCUCAUGAUUAGUUCAUUUCAGAAGGCCAGAAACUGGCAGGCUCCUUUGGUUUCUUUUGAAGAGGCUAUGGGAAAGGAUGCUGAUGCGGAAAAAUGCAAUGUGGUUGAAGAUGGUGAUGCGGUAGACUUGAACUGUGAAAACGCCACAGUGCAUAACGAUGUGCAAGAGGCAGUGGGCGUUGAGGCUGCAGUUGGGGAACGAGAUCCUUUGGAAGACAGAGUAGGAGCAUGAGACGGGAGAGGGUUUUUAAUAAAUGGAUGUUUGGUAUUGUACGAGUUCCCACCCAUCGCAGCGUUAUUAUGUACCUCGGGAUCUCCAUGACAGCGGUUAUCAUUUGAGGGUUCAGAAGUUCCACCGGGGGAUUCAUUUGGCAUGCAGUUUGAGUUGCUUUGGCCAGUUAGGUUGGCAGUGCACGCCACCGUAUGUGAAGUGUUACACACGUUACUGGCUGAGACAUGA